UAUGUUUAAUCUGACUUUCUGCCUUGUUGAUUUUUAAGAGUUUUCUAUGUACCUUUUUGAUAGAUUCUGUAUGUAUGUCUUUAGAAAAAUAUGUGCUUUGUGACGUUCUUCUCCUAGGUUGUAACCCACCGUCUCACUCCAGGGAUCUAAUCUUGUUCUUCAGUGCUCAGGUGAAUGUUGUGUCACGUGAGGAAGAAACACAGCUUCACCCGCCAGGAUCUGUGUGUAGGCUAAGCAGAGAGAGUCGGAAGGUGGGAAUUCGUAGUCAUUUUGUGCUACGCGGUAUCACUAAGACUUCAUAUCAUGUGGUUUUUAUUCAUAUUACUGAAGGAAUAGGUGGAGACUUCAUCCAUAAACCUACCACUGACUGCUCUGUGAUCCUUUUACUGUCUGAAAAUGUCAUCAGCCCCAGCAGCGAGAAGAUACAACCAUGGAAGGAGAUCGCUUGCCUUGUGCAAUUUUCAAGCUGCAGCACACCAAGCUAUGCACAAACGGCAACAGUGUCCUCAAACGCUCCAGGACAAACUCACCCUCCCAGAUAUGCAAGACCUACCUCCUUACAGUCCUAGAGGAUCAGAAACAAGAAGGAAGAAUUGUGGGCUGCCACACAAUGCCACCAAGGACAA
Molecule: messenger RNA, 626 nt
Organism: Fukomys damarensis (Damara mole-rat)
Lineage: Eukaryota; Metazoa; Chordata; Mammalia; Rodentia; Bathyergidae
Exons: 4
Coding region: 75-569 (164 amino acids)
Source: RefSeq, a predicted model, not a curated record